AUGGCGACUCCCAAUAACGUUACUCCCACCAACUGCAGCUGGUGGCCCAUCUCGGCGCUGGAGAACGACGCGGGGAAAUCCAAGGAGGGGGAGGAAAAUCAGGAUCCGACGGACCCCGCUCUCAGAUCCCAGGACAGGCUGGUUUUGUACCACUGGACCCAGUCCUUCAGCUCCCAAAAGCUGUCCCUCUGUGCCCCGCUGCAGGUGCGCUUGGUCAUCGCUGAGAAGGGGCUGCCCUGCGAGGAGCGCGAUGUCAGCAUGCCGCUGCUGGAGCACAAGGAGCCCUGGUUCAUGCGGCUCAACCUGGGCGAGGAGGUGCCCGUCAUCAUCCACCGGGACAACAUCAUCAGUGACUACAACCAGAUCAUCGACUACAUGGAGAGGAACUUCACAGGAGAGAACGUCCCCCAGCUGAUCCCUGAACCCGGGACCCUGCUGCACUCGCGGGUGUUGCAGUACCGGGAGCUGCUGGACUCACUGCCCAUGGAUGCCUACACACAUGGCUGCAUUCUGCACCCCGAGCUCACCACCGACUCCAUGAUCCCAAAGUACGCGACCGCUGAGAUCCGCAGGCAUUUGGCUAAUGCCAGCACGGAACUGAUGAAGCUGGACCACGAGGAGGAACCACCGCUGACAGAGCCAUACCUCUCCAAGCAGAAGAAGCUCAUGGCCAAGAUCCUGGAGCACGACAACGUGAAUUACUUGAAGAAAAUCCUGGGGGAGCUGGGAAUGGUGCUGGACCAGAUCGAGGCUGAGCUGGAGAAGAGGAAGCUGGAGUACCAAGGGCAGAAGUGUGAACUUUGGCUCUGCGGAUGUGUCUUUACCUUGGCCGAUAUCUUGUUAGGAGCUACCCUGCAUCGCCUCAAGUUUCUAGGACUCUCUAAGAAAUACUGGGAAGAUGGCAGCAGACCUAACCUACAGUCCUUCUUUGACAGGAUACAGAAACGCUUUGCCUUCAGGAAAGUCUUGGGAGACAUACAUACCACGCUGCUCUCCGCAGUGGUACCCAAUGCCUUCAGGCUGGUCAAGCGGAAACCUCCCUCCUUCUUCGGAGCCUCCUUCCUGAUGGGAUCUCUGGGGGGAAUGGGAUAUUUUGCUUACUGGUACUUAAAGAAAAAAUACAUCUAAUGCUGGCAGCUUGGUGUUUAGAUUGGUGUCUCUGUGCUGUGUGAAAUUAUG
This is a messenger RNA of Centrocercus urophasianus (Greater sage-grouse), 1179 nucleotides long. RefSeq names its product ganglioside induced differentiation associated protein 1 like 1 (gene GDAP1L1). Lineage: Eukaryota; Metazoa; Chordata; Aves; Galliformes; Phasianidae. The transcript is spliced from 6 exons. The coding region runs from base 1 to 1128 and encodes 375 amino acids. The record is from RefSeq and is a predicted model, not a curated record.